Molecule: messenger RNA, 1693 nt
Organism: Aspergillus ibericus CBS 121593
Lineage: Eukaryota; Fungi; Ascomycota; Eurotiomycetes; Eurotiales; Aspergillaceae
Gene: fen1
Product: multifunctional nuclease RAD27
Exons: 5
Coding region: 58-1245 (395 amino acids)
Cellular component (GO): nucleus; cytoplasm
Molecular function (GO): 5'-3' exonuclease activity; DNA binding; 5'-flap endonuclease activity
Source: RefSeq, a predicted model, not a curated record
GGCUGACAGACAUUGCCUCAUUGAUUGUUGGGUUGGGUAUUCAGAGUAGCUUCCACAAUGGGUAUUAAACAGCUGUUCUCGGUCAUUUCUGAGAACGCCCCAGAUGCCGUCAAGGCAGGGGAUAUCAAGAACCACUUCGGACGAAAGGUCGCCAUUGAUGCUUCCAUGAGCAUUUACAGCUUCCUCAUUGCCGUUCGUUCCGAAGGUCAACAGCUCAUGAGCGACACCGGAGAGACAACGUCGCAUCUGAUGGGUAUGUUCUACCGUACUCUGCGCAUGGUCGACAAUGGUAUCAAGCCUCUGUAUGUGUUUGAUGGGGCUCCGCCGAAGCUCAAGUCCGGCGAGCUCGCCAAGCGUUUUGCUCGGAAGAGCGAGGCAACCGAGGCUCACGAGGAGGCUAAGGAGACUGGUACGGCGGAGGACGUCGAGAAGUUCUCGCGCCGGACAGUACGGGUCACCAGGGAGCAUAAUGCGGAAUGUAAGAAGCUUUUAAAGCUGAUGGGCAUUCCAUACAUCGAUGCGCCCACAGAAGCAGAGGCACAGUGUGCAGUGCUCGCGCGGGCUGGAAAGGUUUACGCGGCUGCUUCGGAGGAUAUGGACACCCUGUGCUUUGAGGCGCCCAUUCUUCUGCGGCACCUUACGUUCAGCGAGCAGAGAAAGGAGCCCAUCCAGGAAAUUCAUCUUAACCGUGCGCUGGAAGGGCUUGGCAUGGACCGCCAGCAGUUUAUCGAUCUCUGCAUUCUGCUGGGCUGCGACUAUCUGGAACCGAUCCCGAAGGUCGGACCAAACACGGCGCUGAAGCUAAUCCGCGACCACGGAACUCUGGAGAAGGUGGUGGAAUUCAUGGAGAAUGACCCGAAGAAGAAGUUUGUUAUCCCCGAGGACUGGCCCUAUCAAGAUGCCAGGGAGCUCUUCCUCAACCCGGACGUGAGAGAUGCCAACGACCCCGAGUGCGACUUCAAAUGGGAAGCGCCCGACGUGCCGGGUCUGGUAGAUUUCCUGGUGAAGGACAAGGGCUUCAACGAGGACCGCGUCAGGAAUGGAGCCGCUCGAUUGCAAAAGAAUCUGAAGUCCGCUCAACAAUCCCGCCUGGAGGGCUUCUUCAAGCCAGUGGCCAAGACGGAUGCCGAGAAGGCGAAUCUGAAGCGCAAGCACGACGAGAAGAUCCAGGAGCAGAAGAAGCGGAAGAAGGAGGAGCAAAAGGCCAAGAAAGAGGCCAAGUCGCGGCCUCGCGGUGCCGGUUAAGCACCUGCAGUCAAUACUGGUCUACUUCGUAAUAAUACCUCGGCCCUGUUGGUCUUCGGUCAAUGAUCGGAAGAGACAGGGCGACAUGAAGAAAAAGCAUUCAGUUGGAUAUUAUGACCGAUCGACCCGGGCACCGAAAGUCGGUGUAUAGGGAUCCUGGCAGUUCUCAUCAUGGUUGGCGGCGUUUCUGGUUUGGCUUGUAUGCAGUACGGCGAGGCGUUUCAGCGGCGGGAUGCACGCGUCCAGCAUGCCACGUACUUACGACGUGGAGGUUUCUUUGGGUUGUCCUGGGGUCAAAAUGCAACAUGUAGAUAAGGCAGAUGAUGAUACACUUGCGGAACUGUGUUGCCUGGCGCUUUUUCUCGGACGGGGGUUCAACCCGACUGGCGGUAGCAAUCAAAGUUUGUAGAUCGGAAACGGACUCGGUGAGACGAGUGGCAGCGAGCCG